AUCGUGACAAAGCCAAAGUGAAAGAAGCGGAGAUCAUUUCACAUGUUGACGAUUACAACUAUUCUUGAAGUAAUGUCGACCUCAGCUAACUUGCCAGAAGCCGAACAUUCCGGACUGUUGAAGUUUCUCUCUGCUGCGUUUUACGCCGUCAGUUCAUUCUUGAUCAUUGUUGUUAACAAAACGAUUCUCACAAACUACAGUUGAAACCAGGAUUCAUCCGUGAAGAGCACACUUCUCCAGCGUGCCAGUGGCCAUCGAAGAUUUCCCUCGUACAUGUUUCUAGGAAUUGGACAGAUGGCCACUACAAUCAUCAUUCUCUAUGCUGCUAAAAUUAACCAAACAGUUCAUUUUCAAGACUUUGACAGAAGCAUUUUCAUCAAAGUAAGUGUUUUUAUUAAGUGAAGUAAGUUUGUUAUAUUCUUGUUUCAAUCCUAUGCCUGUCCGUCACAGAUGCAUACAACAAAAGGUGAACCACAAUAAGCCUCAAAAAGAGUCAGAUGUUCCAAGAUGUAUUUUUGCAGUUUGCCAUCAAUAUAACAUCUUGAAUUCAUUAAUUAAAUUAAUUAUUGCAAUACAGAUCUUCCCUCUACCUCUGCUGUAUGUUGGAAACCACAUAACAGGACUGGCGGGUACAAAGAAGUUAAGCUUACCCAUGUUCACAGUCUUAAGGAAGUUCACCAUAUUGAUGACAAUGAUCAUGGAAGCAAGGAUAUUGAAAAAAAAAAUCCCUAAUCGUCUGAUCUACAGUGUUUUGGCCAUCGUUUUUGGAGCAUUGGUGGCUGCAAGCUCUGACUUGGCCUUUGAUGCCGAGGGCUACACAUUCAUUCUGCUUAAUGAUGUCUUCACUGCUGCCAGUGGUGUGUACACCAAGAAGAAACUGGGAACUGAGGGUCUUGGAAAAUAUGGUAUCUUAUUUUACAAUGCAUUCAUCAUUUUCAUUCCAACUCUUUUGGCGAGUGCAUUCACUGGGGAUUUAUACAAGGCCAUUACAUAUGAACACUGGUUGAACACCCCCUUUGUUUCUUGCUUCCUUAUGUCUUGCAUCAUGGGGUUUGUGCUGAUGUAUUCAAUAGUGCUGUGUAGCCACUACAACUCAGCACUCACCACCACAGUGGUGGGAGCAAUUAAGGUUUUGCCAAUAUCCAACUCUAUAGUUGUCUCUUCUCGUCAGUAUAUCAGGGGGACUUGUGUAUUCCUACCUGACGUUCCACAGCAGCAGCAAACCAUCCCAAUGCAAUGGAAGCAGAAUCCAGAAAAACCAGGAUCAGCUGAAGAUUCCCAUUAUGGAAGAUUCCACAGACCGACUCCUUGUAAAAUAAGUUAUCUUUAUUUAACCUUUUAUUUUAUCAGGGAGUCCCAUUGGGACCAAGGCCUCUUUUUCAAGGGAGCUCUGUGUGAACACAAUUUCUAAGUGAAUACGCCUGCGAUACAACUGGUCAUGAUGCCAUAGUUUAUUUUUCUGUACUGUCAGCACUACCCUUUGUAACUGAUCCAUAUUGGAGCAGAUGUUCUUACAUUUUGUAUGUUUUAAUGUAUCUUUAUGAAAAAUGAUGAUCAUACUUUUGACAAUGUUUAUUAUUUGUGUUGCAAGUUCAAAUCUGUAAUUUUAAUUGUGUUGUCAAGACAAGUGUUGUUAUACUAUAUAUACAGUGGGGCAAAAAAGUAUUUAGUCUUCCACCAAUUGUGCAAGUUCUCCCACUUAAA
This is a messenger RNA of Salvelinus namaycush (lake trout), 1704 nucleotides long. Its product is annotated as UDP-N-acetylglucosamine/UDP-glucose/GDP-mannose transporter-like. Lineage: Eukaryota; Metazoa; Chordata; Actinopteri; Salmoniformes; Salmonidae. The record is from RefSeq and is a predicted model, not a curated record. Gene Ontology annotation, molecular function: GDP-fucose transmembrane transporter activity; antiporter activity. The transcript is spliced from 11 exons. Gene Ontology annotation, cellular component: Golgi apparatus. Bases 434 to 1411 code for a protein of 325 amino acids.